GACAGACAGCUUCGUGGCGAGUUUGUUUUUCGCGAAGCUGAGAAAGAGAGAGAGUGGCAAAAGAAAAGGGACUGGAAAAAUGCUGGAAAAGCCCACGGGAGUGUGAUGAGUGACUGUGCUGAGCAAGAGUGAGAGACAAUGCGUGGAUUGUGGAGGACGGUGUUGGGACUGUGCGCCCUGCUGCCGCUCAUCCUCCUGACCAAUGCCACCCACUUGACGGGGAGUUUCGAGCCGUCGCGGGAUUUCUUCAAGUUCCUCAUCAAAUUCGGCUUCCAGAAGACAGAGCGCCACUCGCAGAGGGACUCAUAUGGGUACAUAUAUGGCAACAUCACCGCCAGAACGGCGUAUCCAGUCAACGUGACACUGGCCGUCCUGGACAAGUUCUCCUUCCUGGACAGCUUCUACGGCAAUCGGACGCUGCUGGAUCGCGAGGCAGCGUGCCAACGGAUGUUCGCCAGCCUGGACAAGAUCGCCUACAAUGCCGAGUGCAACUCCAGGGCGAAGGUGGACUAUUUGCGCCAGGUGCCCUGCCCGCGCGGGCGCCUCUGCUGGGACGAGGACUCGCCAGGGAAUGUGGUGUCCGGAAGCCAGUUCACCUACGUCAUCAGUGACCUCAUCCAACCGAGAUUCUGGUACGUUUCUCUGGUGGCGUGCUACAGAAAUGUGACCACUUGUCGGUGGCACCACUUCGAUCCCAGCAAGUUCGGCCUCAGCCGCGCACCGGAGAUCAGCUACGACAUCCGCCUGGUGAAUGGGAAUCCCAACCAGUCGGCCUACAUUCCGCUUACGCUGCACUUCUCCUUCGACCGGCAGAACACGCUGGAGAUGUACCUGAUCUUCUUCGUGGUGUACCUCGUGCUCGUGCCGAUGCAAGUGCACGCGAUGCGGCGUCAGAGCCAUCCCGUGACGCGUCUCUUCACCGCCAGUCUGCUGUUGGAGUUCGCCAGUCUCUGCCUCAUCCUCGUGCACAUGGUGAGGUUCGCAAUGAAUGGCGUGGGCAAUGAGACCUUCGCCACGGCCGGAGAGAUCUUCGACAUCUUCAGUCGGACUCUAUUCAUGCUGAUCCUGCUCCUCCUUGCCAAGGGAUGGGCGGUGACUCGCCAGCAGAUCAGCCGCACGGGCUGGAUUAUCCUCAUGACCAUCUGGAUUCCAUACUGCGCCCUAAAUGUCAUGCUGUACGUGUGGAAUCGCACGGAGGUGGACAUCAUUUCGGACAUUGACGAGUAUCAGACGUGGCCGGGCUGGAUUGUGCUUGUGUGCCGCUCGUGCAUGAUGCUGUGGUUCCUCUGGGAGCUGCGGAGCACCAUGCGCUAUGAGCACUCCACGAAGAAGCUCGACUUUCUGCUGCACUUCGGCGCAUCGAGUCUCGUGUGGUUCAUCUACCUGCCCGUUGUGGCGCUCGUGGCGCUCCAGGUGAGCCCCCUGUGGCGCUACAAGCUACUGCUGGGCAUCACCAACUCGGCCGACUGCCUCGCCUUCUGUGUGAUGACGGGACUGCUGUGGCCAAACCGAGCGGGACAGUAUUUGCUGCUGGCAGGCAACUUUUCCGGAAUGGAUGAGCUGGAUGAGUUCAACGAGGCGCCCCAUAUUGUCCACGGGGAGACUUUCCUGCCGCCCAAUCCCGCCGAAAGUAUUCAGGGCGAGAGCGUGAGCGACAGCGGCGUCGAUACUCACCUCACGGCGGACCUGGAGAAUAGCGGAGCGCCUAUUGACGGUUAUGAGCGUGUAGCGCUAGCAAAUGGAGACGUGAGCACGGAUCUCCUGAGCGGCGACGACAUUCUGCGGCCGCCAGAGAGUCGCGUACUACGCCUCAACGGCGAUGCCAUUCGGCUGCAUCGCAAUGGCGCCCGAAUGGCAUGAAGAGAUUCGCUGAGAUUAACAAAUCUUUAGUUGAUUUUGUUCAUAUAACUCGAUAAGAGAGCCUAGGAUUAGAGAGAGAGAGAGAGAAAGUUUAGUUGUGUAAGGAUAAAUUAACUGAAAAGUAUUUCCAUUGGCCAAAAUCUCCGUCGCGCGCGGAGAGUGUGUUGAGAAACAAGGCAGAUCGCGUGUGAUUUUCGCAUGUUCCCCAAGAGAAAGAGAGAGAGAGAGAGAGAAUAUCUAAGAGGUUUAUCUUAAAACAUUAACAGUUGAUGAAAAACACAGAUGAAAGUAUAAUUACCACAUAAUAGAUAGUUAAACGCGCGCACACAAACACACACACAGACACACUAUCAAAAGGAGCAAAAUAUACAAUGAUUGGGAGGCUGGCUGAGGCUUGAGCUGAGCAAACUGUGCCAUAAAAUGUAGUGAGACAAUUUUUCAGAAGGUUUUUUCAUAAAGGAUCAAGCAAACUAUUAACGAAGUGUAGAGAAAAUUCAUGUCAAAAUUAACUACAUAAUGAAAUUUAACGUCAAUUCGUAACAUAAGAAGACGGGUGAGUAACAUUUUUUAGGCGUAGAGUGAAUGUAUUGAUCUUUUCCUUUGCUUAAUGCUACAGAUAAACUGAGUAUAAAAUCACGACAAUCAGCGCACCUUUAGUCACACUUUCACCUCAUUGAGAAAUCCUUGGUUGCCUCUAAAUCGUAAUCCUAUGUGUGCAGAGUAGUUGACAAAUUUACUACAAAAUGAUAUAAUGCUAGAGAUAUUUAUUUUUUGCUAUAAAGAGAAAAUAAAUCGCAGUGAAAAUAGCCUCUAAUGUACAUAAUAGAACAAAAAAUGGAUGACAAUUGCUAAUUAGCAUGAAAUUCCUUUAUCAAUUUUGUCAUAAAAUUCACAAGAAAGGGAGGGAAGGAGAAAAGAAGGAAAGAGCAAUAGGGAAAGGAAUAAAUAGGAAAGGAUCUUGGUUAACAUUUGAUGCAAUUUUCUAGUGGAAUUUAUGUUUUUACAAUGAUUGUGAUUUUCAAUAAAUUAAGCUCAUUGGUUUGAUAUUAA
Phlebotomus argentipes is the source of this 2910-nucleotide messenger RNA. RefSeq lists its product as uncharacterized. Gene Ontology annotation, biological process: response to pheromone; G protein-coupled receptor signaling pathway. Lineage: Eukaryota; Metazoa; Arthropoda; Insecta; Diptera; Psychodidae. The transcript has 4 exons. The record is from RefSeq and is a predicted model, not a curated record. The coding region runs from base 139 to 1860 and encodes 573 amino acids.